Messenger RNA from Microthlaspi erraticum, 465 nucleotides. The record is from the annotation of a GenBank genome assembly. Lineage: Eukaryota; Viridiplantae; Streptophyta; Magnoliopsida; Brassicales; Brassicaceae.
AUGCAGACACCCUCAGUGGUGAGCAGAUUCACUAGUAACCCAAUUCAUCCGAAAAGUGUUCGAUGCAACACCGAUGGAGCCUGGAACGAGGAUCGGAAGGCAGGAGGAAUGGGUUGGGUUUUCCACAAUUGCAACCAGAUCUUGAUUACCCAGAGAUCAAAAGCAAGGAAGCACAUAGCUUCAUCGCUAAUAGCAGAUCAGGGUUUGGCGAUCCGAUUCGCCCUAGAACACGCUGUAGAAUUGGGAUUCACCUCCCUGCAUGUGGUUUCAGAUUCGCAACAACUCGUUAAAGCGAUCAACUCAGAAAGCUGGCUAUCGGAGAUCUAUGGGAUCCUCCAGGAUAUUUCUCAUCUCUCAUCUCUUUUUAAGGAUGUAAAUUUCGUUUCAAUUUCUAGAGAAGCCAAUUUGUUGGCAGACUCUCUUGCAAAACAGUAUCUCCAUGCUUUUGUGCAGUUGGAGAAUUAA